Parastagonospora nodorum SN15 is the source of this 1095-nucleotide messenger RNA. RefSeq lists its product as hypothetical. The record is from RefSeq and is a predicted model, not a curated record. The transcript has 4 exons. Lineage: Eukaryota; Fungi; Ascomycota; Dothideomycetes; Pleosporales; Phaeosphaeriaceae. Bases 1 to 1095 code for a protein of 364 amino acids. Gene Ontology annotation, molecular function: NAD binding.
AUGGGCGGAGGACCAGAGGCACCAUCCAAACAAAUGUCGGGCAAGAAAGAGCUGGUGCUCUGCGCACUGCCAUUUCCGCUCGAAGCCGCAAAGAAAGCUAUUGCGCUACUUGAAGAGGAGUUCAACGACGUCGAUAUCGAGUACUACUACACCCCGCAACAGAAGCCGACCACUAUUCCAGAUGCAGACGCGAAAGCUCUCCCUAAUGUGAACCUCAUUCAGUUCUUCUCUGCAGGAACCAACCACAUUGCGCAGCACCCCAUCUACACCGACUCCAAGAUCCCGCUAUGCUCAGCCAAUGGCGUUCACGGUCCCCAGAUCGCUGAAUGGGUCAUCAUGAUGGAUCUAGUACACAGCCAUAAGUUUCCAAAGCUCUAUGACCUACAGAAGGAGAAGACUUGGAAGCAGGCGGUUGGAAUGGGUAUUAGCGAUCGUGUGGGCAAGAGAGUGGGCAUCCUCGGAUACGGAAGUAUUGGACGACAAGUCGCUCGUGUGGCGAAAGCUAUGGGCAUGGACGUGAUCGCGUACACAGCGUCGCCCCGCAAGACGCCCGAAUCCAAGAAGGAUGGUGGUUACAUUGUCCCAGGGACCGGUGAUCCAGAUGGUUCUUUCCCGAGCGCGUGGUACAGUGGCACCAACAAGGAAGACGUGCAUGAGUUCCUGAAGCAGGAGAUUGAUCUGCUGGUCAUUGCUGCCUCCCUUCCUGCUGGAAAGUGGUUCAUCACUAACCACAAGAACAGUAAAGCGACUACUCAUUUCCUCUCCACCGAGGAAUUCGAGCUCCUGCACAAAUCCAAUUCGAGAGGCACUUAUGUUGCCAAUAUCGCGCGCGGUCAGGUUAUUGAUCAGCCUGCGCUUGUGAAAGCGCUGGAAGAUGGCUUGAUCAGCGGUGCGGCAGUUGAUGUGACUGAUCCUGAGCCCCUGCCUGUUGAUGAUCCGCUGUGGACUGCUCCAAAUGUCUUGAUCACGCCGCAUGUUAGUGGGUCGACGGAUGUGUAUGCCGACCGAGCAUUCGAGGUGUUGAGAGAGAACAUAAGGAGGGAGAGGAGUGGGAAGAAGUUGGUGAAUGAGGUUGACAGGGAGAGAGGUUACUAA